Molecule: messenger RNA, 678 nt
Organism: Bombus impatiens (common eastern bumble bee)
Lineage: Eukaryota; Metazoa; Arthropoda; Insecta; Hymenoptera; Apidae
Product: mitochondrial import inner membrane translocase subunit Tim29
Exons: 3
Coding region: 93-647 (184 amino acids)
Biological process (GO): protein insertion into mitochondrial inner membrane
Cellular component (GO): TIM22 mitochondrial import inner membrane insertion complex
Source: RefSeq, a predicted model, not a curated record
AACUAGAUAGUAUGUUACAAGCACAAUAGUAUGUUACAAGCAUGCUACAAGUUUAAGACGAACAAUUUAUAUUACCUGAUAUCACUAAUGUAAUGAGAAAGAAAAUUUUCAAAAUGUCAGCAACAAUGAGAGUAGCGCUUCUCCAACGAUGGAAAAACUAUUGGAUGAGUAUUUAUAUGGAUUAUAAAGAAACAGCAUUGGAUAUUGCUAAAAGUUUUAAAGAACAUCCUAUUAAAGCAUCUAUUUAUUUUUCUCUUUUAGGAUCCUAUGUAUAUCUACGCAGGCAUAAUCCAGAUGAGCGUUCCUUCAAAGAACAUUUAUUAGAAAAUACUAUAAAAGUAAUGCAAGUGGGAGAAGCUAUACGUAACCCAAAGUCUGAACAAUAUCUACAAUGGUUAAGCCAAUCUUACAAUGAAGGAAUUGUGCGGCGGCUGGAUUUAGGUAUAGUUAGUUUAAUCUGGUUAGAUAACUAUGACAAAAUGUGUUCCUUGUACAAAGUUGCUUGUCCUUAUUUAAAAACACAAUAUCUAACCUUUUAUCAAAGAGUGGUAGAUAUUGGAUUUUUAGAUAAAUGGUGGAUCUUAGAGAAUAAAAUGAAAGAUUACGAUGUAAAUGAAGCACAAUUUAGUGAUGUAAAAUAUAAAUAAACAUAAAAAUGAAAAAAAGUUAUUUAUUUUA